AAUACCUCCCUAUCCAUUCCUUUCCUUCAACUUGGAAGACGUACUCCAUAAUAUAAUAACAGAUCCAGCUCGAUCUACCAUGUGAAGUGUUUGGGGCUUGGGGGUAGGUUCCAUGGCAAAUCAUCACUCAACGCUUACCAAUAUAAUAUAAAUGCAUCCGAGUGUGACAAUGCAAGAACAACCAAACUCCAAAAAAUCAAUCUCUCUCACUCUCUCUCUCUCUGAAAGCAAGAGAUCAUGGAAAUGGCUAACGUGCUGCACAUGAAUGGGAGCCUGGAAGACACCAGCUACGCCAUGAACUCAUUGCUUCAGCGGAAGGGGAUUUCAAAGACUCUGCCGAUAACAAAAGAAACCGUUGUAAGACUUAUGCGUAGCUGGAGCUUCCCCAAAGGCAAAGGCAAGCUGGUAAUGGCAGAUCUGGGUUGCGCUUCAGGGCCUAACACCCUGCUCCUCGUGUCGGAGGUAAUUAAGGCCGUCUCCAGGGAGCUAGGACAGGAAUGCCCUGAGCUUCAGAUCUUCCUAAACGACCUCCCUGGAAACGACUUCAACAAUGUCUUCACCUCCAUUCAAGGAUUCAAGGAAAACAUGAAGAAAGAAAUGGGAGAUCCGAAUUCAUUGAUUUCCAUCGCCGGAGUUCCAGGUUCUUUCUAUGACAGGCUUUUCCUGACCGACAGCCUUCACUUCAUCCACUCUUCCUACAGUCUUCACUGGCGCUCUCAAGUUCCUGAAGGUCUGGAGGAGAACAAGGGAAACAUUUACCUGGCGAGUAGCAGCCCUCCAGGUGUGUUGGAGGCUUAUUGCAAACAGUUCCAGACCGACUUUUCUUCCUUCUUGAAGUUUAGGUCUCAGGAAUUGGUGACAGGAGGUCGGAUGGUAUUGACAAUUCCUGGAAGGAGAGGCGAACAACAUUCUGAGAAAGAGUGUUGCUACCUUGUUAUGUCGAUGGCUCUCAACCAAAUGGCAACUGAGGGAUUAAUAGAUCAACAAAAACUGGAUUCCUUCAACCUCCCACUUUACAUGCCAUCCGCCAUGGAAGUGGAAACCGAGGUCCGGAAACAGGGCUCCUUCGCAAUUGAACACCUGGAGUUGUGGGAUAUGGAUUGGAAUGUCUACGAGGGGGAGGCGAAUUUGGCCGGAGACGGUGGCUACAACCUUUCCAAGUGCAUGAAGGCGGUGUUUGAUCCGGUCAUCGCCCAUCACUUUCAUCUGUCCAGGGAAAUCACCGACGAGGUUUUCAGGAGGUACGCUCUCCUUCUCUCCGAUUGGAUGGCCAAGGAGAGUCCUGUUUUCAUGAGUCUGACCGUCUCGCUCACUAAGCGACAUUGAUAGACAAAAUUGGAAAGAAUUCGACACAUGCUAGCUGAAAAGGGUAUUCGAUCGUGUUUCCUGGAUUGCUCAUCUCUGGUUAUCGUACAAGCUAGGGAACGGUACAAGAUUAAUAUGUUUGUAUUAUUAUAAUUUUUUUAUUGCAUUUUGGUUUUGAAGUUCCACAAAUAGGCUAAUUUUUUAUGUGUAAUUAAAUCACAUUCCAAUAAAUGGGUAUUCAUACC
Molecule: messenger RNA, 1550 nt
Organism: Linum trigynum
Lineage: Eukaryota; Viridiplantae; Streptophyta; Magnoliopsida; Malpighiales; Linaceae
Source: the annotation of a GenBank genome assembly